Molecule: messenger RNA, 2155 nt
Organism: Nymphaea colorata (pocket water lily)
Lineage: Eukaryota; Viridiplantae; Streptophyta; Magnoliopsida; Nymphaeales; Nymphaeaceae
Exons: 2
Coding region: 1587-2087 (166 amino acids)
Molecular function (GO): nucleic acid binding; zinc ion binding
Source: RefSeq, a predicted model, not a curated record
GAUUCUCUUCUUUGACAAAACGUUAAUAUGGUAUCAGACCUUUACCAUCUACUGUUGUUUGCUGCCGUUGAAGACGCUGACAAUCGCUGCCCUCUGUCCACCAAGUCGCUGAUGCCCUAUAUUCCAUCUGCAGCUUGGGACAGCGCCAUGGUUCUUCGUUCAUGACAUAGCCAGACGAUCAUUGAGUAGACCGCCAGAUUUCCCUCCAGGUGCUCUCGUUUCUUACAUCUCUGUUUGUUGUUCCCAAAUAGUGAAAUUGUGACAUUGAUGAUUCACAGAUAAGUGAAGGCUGGCCGGUAUCCUGUUGAUGUAGCCCCAAAUGACUAGCUCUCUCUCUAGUUGUGUAAACUCAUGCAGCGACAACACUGGCUCCUCCAAUAGUAGUGUUUUGAAGCCACCUUUGAUAUGGCCAAAAGUAGUGUUUAAGGCUGCAAUCCACUUCUAGCGAUCACCAUUGAUUUAUUCCACUAGUAGCUUUCUAUUUUGACCCUCGUUUGUAGCUGCUGUGCUUGCAUCUAUCCUUUGACGUCUGGCUUGUUCAUUUCUCACAGAGGAUUCUUCCUACAUCUUGACUAAUUCAACAUUGUGCCGUCUUUGAACCUCAUGAUGUUAAAGACCUGCUUAGCAUAGGGAGAGCUGUUGAUGUCUCGCAAUGCUUUGGCACGUCUCUCCAGUGAUUCAGGAUCGAAGCCAUAGGAAGUUCCCACUUCCACUGCUGGCCUGCUCUCUACUACUAAUUUGCUUGGUGGCAGUGGCACCAUCGUCCGCACGAGGUUGAGAAGCGUCAUCAGAAGGCAAAAGAGGUGAAGGGAGGAAAACAAAAUAAGUUGUCUGCAUACGCAAUGUGAUCUACCCAAGAGCAAGAGCAGUACAGAUGCUCGCAGCCCAUGCCUUGGACAUGGCUGCUGCCACCCAGAUUUCCUUCCUCAAGCCAACGACGGUGUGGGGUUGAGAUUCUUGAAUUUUUGGAUAAAUUUUUGAAGCUGAUCCAAGGCAACUUGUUUGAGCCUAGCUAAGGUUAACUCAAGGAAGAUGGCAGAAAGGGGAGAGGUCGUUCUAAAAGAACGCAAUGAUGACAUUAGCAAAAGAAGCCCGUAUUAUGUCCAUCAUUUCGAUGGACCAGGUACCCUUUAGUCUCUAAUGUCUUGACAGAAGAUAACUAUAUGAUGUGGAGAAAGGCCAUGAUGAUGGCCUCCGCCAAAAACUAGUUGGGGUUCGUCGACGGAUCCAUUGCCAAGCCUGACAGCCCCAUCUUCCUCAAAAUUACAUGGGAAAGAUGCAACAACCUGGUUCAGUCUUGGAUUUUAAACUCCAUCCACAAAGAUCUCUUGGCUAGUGUAAUUCAUGCCAAAACUGCUGCCCAAAUUUGGAGCGAUCUUGAGGCUCGAUUUUCUCAACCCAAUGGCCCACGCAUUUACCAAAUACAAUUUCAGAUAAUGAACUGCAAACAAAAUCAGUACUCUAUUGCUGUUCAUUACACAAGAAUGAAGGGAUUAUGGGAUGAAUUAGCUCUAUAUGCUAACAUCCCUGAUUGUUCGUGUGGUUCCAUGAAGGCUAUUGAGAAUCUUCACUAACAAGACCAACUUAUGCAGUUCUUGAUGGGCCUUAAUGAUAGUUAUGCUGCCAUUAGAAGCCAACUCUUGUUGAUGGACCUGCUUCCUACUAUAGCCAAAGCUUAUUCUCUUCUUAUUCAAGAGGAGAAACAAAGGGACGUUAAUAUGGUACAUGCUCAAGAAAAGGUCUCUAUCCUUGCAACGCAGCCUCCACCACAGGUGCAUGAAAGAAACAAAAACAAUCACACCAAGGAGAGAGGAAGACCACGUAUGAAGUGCAAGCAUUGUGGCAAAAUUGGACACAUCAAAGCUAAGUGUUAUUUUCUUGUUGGUUUUCCUAACAGGUCUGGUUCUUCUAAUGCAUUGACAAAGCCAAAGGCUAAUGCUGCCCUAAGAACUACAUCCACUGAUCAACCCAAUGAGCAACCAUUCACAAAAUUCCUUGACUUCAUGGAAAACUCUAAUCAAGGUACCAAUGAACCCAGAGUUAACCUCUUAGGACCGUCACUCGACGACUAUGAUUGGAAUGGGUAGAUUGCAGAAUGCAUUGUAUAUCCUAGAUGAGACAAAUCUCAGCGUAAACCUAGCUGCCACCAAAUCUG